AUGUUAGAGAAUGAAUCAUUGCAUAGAGAUGUGGUUGAAACUAUACAAGAGAUCUUGAAUCGACAUAAUCCAUUUGUGCGGACACUUCAUCACCUAGUACAACGCGAAGAUUUGGAAACUUGCAGACUCAUCAUUAGAGAGCAACCUGCAAACCAACGUCAGUAUAGUUUGUCUUCAAAGUCUCAAGUUGCUGCAGUAAUAGUGGGUGCAGAUGAUGCAGAAAAUCUAAAAGGUCGUGAUAUUGUGGUACAGACAAGGCAGGGUCAACUUUUAAAUGUCCAAGAUUGUGCGGGCUACUAUGAUCCUUUACAGUAUCCGUUGCUUUUACCAUAUGGCACCUAUGGAUGGGAUGUGAAUAGUCGGAAUAAUGAUGGUAAAAAAUUGACGUGUCGUGACUAUUACGCAUAUAUUUUGCAGAUUCGUCCACAUGAUGAAUCAAUUUUACUUCGAGGAGGCCGCCUGUUGCAACAAUAUGUUGUCGAUAAUUAUGUGAAAAUUGAAACACAAAAGCUGAGAUGGAUUCGUAAUAAUCAAGAUACCCUGCGACGUGAAUUUUAUAAUGGACUCCAAGACUCACUAAAUGCUGGUGAGAACAAUGCAGAAGGAGAGAAGUUCUACUUACGUGUUCUUCUGAACCAUGUUAGAGGACCUACAUCAUACGAGGAUUUAAGGACAGUAGAUGACAUCUUGCAACCAACAUUUAAGAAAGCAGUUGAACAACGAGGUCUAUUAGAAGACGAUGACAGUAUUCGACAAUGUUUACAUGAGGCUUCAAGCAUACGUAUGCCUUCAUCUUUAAGGAGAUUAUUUAUCACUAUCUCAGUUUAUUGUGAGCCUCAUGGGGUACGAAGUUUAUGGGAUGAAUUUUAUCAAUUUAUGAUAGAAGAUUAUGCUUCUUCAAGCACCGCAGUCAGUGCACGUAUCACAAACAGACUUUUACGAGACUUAAAUGGAUUGCUGGUUCAACAUAGUAAAUCUGUUUGUGAUUAUGAUUUUCCAGAAAUGAUUGAAGAUUAUGGUGAAGAGUCGUCAAUGCCUAGGCUAAUACAAGAUGAAGUUUCAAUUAUUAUUCCUCAAGAAGACCGCGAUGCAGUUCAUCACUUGAAUGAGGAUCAGACAUUUGCAUACAACACAAUAAUAUCAGCUAUUGAGUGCAAAGACAAUGCCAUAUUGUUUGUCGAUGGUCCAGGAGGGACUGGAAAAACAUACUUAUAUCGUGCACUUUUAGCAACCUUGAGAAGUAAUGAUCAUAUUGUACUUGCAACAACAACUUCUGGAAUAGCAGCAACAAUAAUGCCUGGUGGGAGAACGGCACACUCCAAGUUUAAAAUUCCACUCAAUCUUAAUGCAUCUUCUACAUGCUCCAUUAGUAAACAAUCUAAUUUAGCAGAGUUGAUACGAAGAUCAUCAGCGAUUAUUUGUGAUGAGGCACCAAUGAUGCAUAGAUUUGCAUUUGAAACUCUUGAUCGAACUUUAAAAGACAUAACAGGUGUUGAUUUGCCAUUUGGAGGCAAAGUGAUUCUUUUUUGGGGGGAUUUCAGACAAGUUCUGCCCGUUGUCCAUAAAGGUACAAGGUCCGAGAUGGUCCAAGCCAGUCUGGUUAAUGCAUCAUUUUGGAAAGAUGUGACGAUUCUUCAUUUGCGACAAAAUAUGAGAUCCAUCAAUGAUCCAAAGUUCUCGGAGUUUUUACUUAAUGUUGGUAAUGGAGAACAACCAUCUGUGAUUGAAGACAUGAUACAAUUACCGUCAUGUAUGGUCAUACCAUGGGAGGGUGAAGAGUCAAUCAACCAAUUAGUUAAUGAAGUUUUUCCUAAUUUGGAAUCUCAUGUAAAUGAUGCAGCGUACAUGGUUGAAAGGGCAAUAAUCACUCCGAAGAAUGAUGAUGUUGACGUACUUAAUGAGAUUGUUUGGCUCCAACGUUGUUGCAAAAAUGUUAACAUUGAGGAUGACACCAGAAAUAUGUACCAACAAGAAUUCUUAAAUUCCAUUUCACCUUCUGGUAUGCCCCCACAUCAGUUAACUAUAAAAAAAGGUGCUCCCAUUAUGCUUUUGAGAAACAUUGACCCUAAGAUGGGGUUGUGCAAUGGUACACGAUUGACUUGCCGUGGAUCUGAACUAAAGUUGAGUUUUACCCUUACUAUCAACAAAUCACAAGGACAGACAAUACCAAAUGUGGGUAUUUACCUUCCUGAUCAUGUGUUCAGUCAUGGACAAUUAUACGUAGCUUUAUCAAGAGGGGUUUCAGAGGCUACCACCAAAGUUUUGGUCAAGAAAGGCUCAUUCGAGGGCGAAGAAGGGGUGUUCACAAUAAAUGUUGUGUAUAAAGAGAUUUUACUUCCUUCCGGUUAA
Rosa rugosa (rugosa rose) is the source of this 2349-nucleotide messenger RNA. RefSeq lists its product as uncharacterized. NCBI's taxonomy places the organism in Eukaryota, Viridiplantae, Streptophyta, Magnoliopsida, Rosales, Rosaceae. The transcript has 4 exons. Bases 1 to 2349 code for a protein of 782 amino acids. Gene Ontology annotation, biological process: DNA repair; telomere maintenance. Gene Ontology annotation, molecular function: DNA helicase activity. The record is from RefSeq and is a predicted model, not a curated record.